AUUUCAAAUGUAUGGUGUAUAUAAUUGAUAAAUAGUAAUUGAAAUAUUAUCUAGGAAAUAAAUAUAUAAUUGCUUCUUUAAAUAAACAAAAUGGAAAUGGACAUUUCACACAAUCAGUAUUUUACUAGUUAUGAAGAUUUAGAGAUACAUAGGCUUAUGCUGGAGGACAACCCUAGAACUGAGAGCUAUAAAAAGGCAAUUUUAGAAAACAAAUCGUAUUUUAAGGAUAAAGUGGUAAUGGAUGUUGGUUGUGGCACAGGUAUUCUCUCAAUAUUUUGUGCCCAAGCUGGUGCUAAAAAAGUAUAUGCAGUAGAGGCUAGCAAUAUGGCAAAUUUAGCGAAGGAAAUAGUCAAGGAAAACAAUUUUGAAGAAAUUAUAGAGGUUCUGCACGGUAAAGUAGAAGAUAUAAUUUUGCCAGGAGAUAUCAAGGUUGAUGCAAUAGUAUCAGAGUGGAUGGGCUUCUAUUUACUCCAUGAGGGAAUGCUAGAUUCAGUACUUGCAGCUAGAGAUAAGUUCCUUAAACCUGAUGGUGAAAUGUUUCCAGAAAGUGCUAUCAUCUAUGUAGCUCCAUGUAGUGUCCCUGAUUUAUACAACAAGUGGCAAGACUUUCAUGGUGUUUCACUAUCAAAAUUUUCCAAACACCUAAGAUCAAUUAAAAGUGAUAAACCUGAGAUAAUGCAAAUUAAAAAAGAAGACCUCCUUGGUACAGAGGUAGCUAUAGCAUGGAUUAAUUUAAGAGAAGAUACUCCUAAGGAUCUCGACUCUUAUAGCAUUCAGCAUGUUGUAGGUGCAAGUAAAAAUGGACAGUAUCAAGGCAUAUGUGUCUGGUUCGAGUGUAAUUUCCCUGAAUUAUCAAAGAAUAGUAGAAUUGUUUUAAAAACUGGACCAGAUAGUCCCGUGACACAUUGGAAACAAACAGUUAUACUUUUACCCGAAGAGCAGAAUGUAGAGGAACAGGAACCUAUUUCAUUUCAGCUGGAUAUGAAUAGAGAUCAAUUUAACUCCAGGCGAUACACACUUCAGCUAACAUUACAAGAUCCAGAGGAAGUUGAACAUCCAGUACCAUGCACAUGUCACAUGACAAAGUGUAUCCUUAUGAAGACUGUUAUGUUCCAACAUGCAGAACAUGCAAUAAGCCAAAACAAAGUAACAAACUCCAGUAUAUUAAAAGAUGAUAACAUUAAUGACGAUGAUGAUGAUGAUGAUGAUGACUGCAGUAACAAAUAAAAAAUGUUUUUUUCAAAUUUAUAAUUAAAGUUAAAA
Molecule: messenger RNA, 1263 nt
Organism: Nymphalis io (European peacock)
Lineage: Eukaryota; Metazoa; Arthropoda; Insecta; Lepidoptera; Nymphalidae
Gene: Art8
Exons: 6
Coding region: 91-1227 (378 amino acids)
Biological process (GO): peptidyl-arginine methylation
Cellular component (GO): nucleus
Molecular function (GO): protein-arginine N-methyltransferase activity
Source: RefSeq, a predicted model, not a curated record